Athene cunicularia (burrowing owl) is the source of this 2924-nucleotide messenger RNA. Its product is annotated as zinc finger protein 239-like. Gene Ontology annotation, cellular component: nucleus. Gene Ontology annotation, molecular function: DNA-binding transcription activator activity, RNA polymerase II-specific; DNA-binding transcription repressor activity, RNA polymerase II-specific; RNA polymerase II cis-regulatory region sequence-specific DNA binding. The transcript is spliced from 2 exons. Bases 198 to 1604 code for a protein of 468 amino acids. The record is from RefSeq and is a predicted model, not a curated record. NCBI's taxonomy places the organism in Eukaryota, Metazoa, Chordata, Aves, Strigiformes, Strigidae. Gene Ontology annotation, biological process: negative regulation of transcription by RNA polymerase II.
GGGUUUUACGGGCCGAAUGUUGGCCUUUUGGAGGGUUUUACGGGCCAAUUGUUGGGUUUUGGAGGGUUUUACGGGCCGAUUGUUGGCGUUUUGGAGGGUUUGAUGGGCCGUAUCUUGAGGACAAAAGAUGGGCGUGGUGUCCUGCUUGUGGACUUCCCAGUAGGGAUGGACUUGGGUAGGAAACAAACCUGGGGAACAUGCUUAUAGCUUGGGUUUUUUUUCCCCCCCAAAAAACCCCCAGGAUUUCCCAUUCCCAAAUCUUGGCCAGAUCAAGAGGAGGCUGCAAGGAAGAGGAGAUGCUACGAGAUACCCAGGCAGCAGGUGAUGAGAUGGGGAUGGAGAACACGGAGGACAAACCCCACCGGGAAAACCUUGAGGAAGAGGCUCUUUUGAAGAGCUCCAUGGAGCAGGAGGUCAACGGGGAGGAAAAGCCAAGGAGAUGCUCCAUGGAGCAGGAGGUCAACGGGGAGGAAAAACCAAGGAGAUGCUCCAUGGAGCAGGUCAACAAAGAGAAAAAGCUGAGGAGAUGCUCCAUGGAGCAAGAGGUCAACAAGGAGGAGGAAAAGCCAAGGAGAUGCUCCAUGGAGCAGGUCAACAAAGAGAAAAAGCUGAGGAGAUGCUCCAUGGAGCAAGAGGUCAACAAGGAGGAGGAAAAGCCAAGGAGAUGCUCCAUGGAGCAGGAGGUCAACAGGGAGGAGGAAAACCCCAGGAGAUGCUCCACAGGGAGAGGUUGCAAACCCACCCCACGAAGCUCAGAGGAGGAAAGACCAACCAUCUGCGAGGAAUGUGGCCGGAGCUUCAGCCGGAGCUCCAACCUGGCCGUCCACCAGCGGUUACACGCCGGUGAGAAACCCUACAAGUGCUUGGAGUGCGGGAAGAGCUUCAGCCGGAGCUCCCACCUCAUCACCCACCAACGGCUGCACACGGGGGAGAAGCCCUACAAGUGUCCCGAUUGCGGGAAGAGCUUCAGCGACAGCUCCACCCUCAUCACCCACCAACGCCUGCACACGGGCGAGAAGCCCUACAAAUGCCCCGACUGCGGGAAGGGCUUCAACCAAAGCUCCAACCUGACGUCCCACCAACGCACCCACACCGGGGAAAGACCCUACAAGUGCCCCGAGUGCGGGAAGAGCUUCAGCGUCAGCUCCUACCUGAUCCGUCACCAGAAGAUCCACACCGGGGAGAGACCCUACAAGUGCGAGGAGUGCGAGAAGACCUUCAGCCAGAGCUCCAGCCUCAUCAUCCACCAGCGCGUCCACACCGGGGAGAAACCCUACAGAUGCGUUGACUGCGGGAAGUGGUUUAGGAACAGCUCGGACCUCAUCAGGCAUCAGCGGACGCACACGGGUGAGAGGCCCUAUCGCUGCCCCGACUGCGGGAAGAGCUUCAACCGCAGCUCCAACCUGAUGACCCACCAACGCAUCCACACCGGGGAGAAGCCCUACGGGUGUCCUGAGUGCGGCAGGAGCUUCACCGUCAGCUCGGCCUUGAUUAAACACCAAAGAACCCACCGGGAAGGGAAACCCUACGAGUGCCCCGACUGUGGGAAGAGCUUCAUCCGUUGUUCCAACUUCAUUACCCAUCGGAGGACACAUGUUGGGUAGAGAAGCGGCGACCCACGUUGGGUAGAGACCCGGUAGAGUCUCCACCUCUUCCUGCUUCCACCUGGAGGAACGCGGGGAGGAACGUCCGUUUGUUGUGACGGGCUCAGCGGUGAGACGCCGAUUAAUUAAUUAGGAAGAGUGGACUCGUCGGCUGUAGACCCCAAAAAGUCACCCCCGCGUGGUCAAGUAAUUCCUCCUGGUGGCAUCGAGCAACACCACGGGGACCACGGGGCUUCUCCCACAGCCAAAUGGUGGAUGGCGUUGGGUAGAGAGCAAGUUUUGAAGACACCCCUUGGGACUUGGCUUCUUCGGGAAGGAAGAAAUGAGGUGGAAACGGUCCCACAACCCCGUUGGGACCCACCGAGUUGAGUUCUUCCUCAUUUACCGGUGGUUUUUUUGUUUGUUUUUUUUUUUCACGUGAUGUUAUUUGGUGACCUCAUGCAACCUCUGUCCUGCCCAUCUAUGGUUCAUCUUCGGAUGAAUCAACUCUUUGAGUUGUCCAAAGGGCUUCAGGAGAAGCCGCUGCAACAUCUGAGGGAUGGAGACGGGCACAGCCCGACUCCACAUCCUGCUCUUGCUCCCUCUGCGGUGGCAAAAAAUAAAGAAUUUGGCUGCAAUAAACUUCUCCUCGCCUCCCCUCCUUGGUACGGCCGCGUUGAACCCAACACACCUCGUCUUCAUCCAGGCCGGGGCUUGGCCAUCUCUAGGGUUGAGUUUUCCCAAUGGUGCUACAAGGAUGGGAGAGGUGGGACAACUCCAUGGAUGCGGGGGGGUGGAGGACAGGAAGGGUGCCACCACCCUACGACGUAACCGUCGGCGACGAAGGUUGGUUUGAACCUUCAUCCAGGUUGGUUUGAACUUUCACCCGGGUUGGUUUGAAUCUUCACCCGAGUUGGUUUGAACCUUCACCCGAGUUGGUUUGAAUUUUCAUCCGGGUUGGUUUGAACUUUCAUCCGGGUUGGUUUGAACCUUCACCCGAGUUGGUUUGAACCUUCACCCGAGUUGGUUUGAACUUUCAUCCGGGUUGGUUUGAACUUUCAUCCGGGUUGGUUUGAAUCUUCACCCGGGUUGGUUUGAACCUUCAUCCAGGUUGGUUUGAACUUUCACCCGGGUUGGUUUGAAUCUUCACCCGAGUUGGUUUGAACCUUCACCCGAGUUGGUUUGAAUUUUCAUCCGGGUUGGUUUGAACUUUCAUCCGGGUUGGUUUGAACCUUCACCCGAGUUGGUUUGAACCUUCACCCGAGUUGGUUUGAACUUUCAUCCGGGUUGGUUUGAACUUUCAUCCGGGUUGGUUUGAAUCUUCACCCGGGUUGGUUUGAA